Messenger RNA from Diversispora eburnea, 222 nucleotides. Lineage: Eukaryota; Fungi; Glomeromycota; Glomeromycetes; Diversisporales; Diversisporaceae. The record is from the annotation of a GenBank genome assembly.
AUGGCAUUGGGUAAAAUUGUUCAUAUUGCAGUAGAUGCAGUAUUGGUUUCCGCCGUUUUGGCUGGUAUCAGACGUUCGACUGAGUUAUCAAUUGCUACCACUAAUUUUGAAAAUCAAGAAUUUCGAAAAGCUGUUGAUAAAUUUCUUAAUGUUGGUGAAUGGGUGGUUGAUCAAAGUAUAUUGUAUAUGAGUGCUUCACAAUAUUUUGAACGAAAACGAUGA